Molecule: messenger RNA, 1071 nt
Organism: Lemur catta (Ring-tailed lemur)
Lineage: Eukaryota; Metazoa; Chordata; Mammalia; Primates; Lemuridae
Gene: SERHL2
Product: serine hydrolase like 2
Exons: 12
Coding region: 88-1035 (315 amino acids)
Source: RefSeq, a predicted model, not a curated record
CCGGCGGGGCAGGACUCGGCACUGUGAUUUUCUCUUCCCGUGACCUCGGCGCCGGAGUGACACCCGCGCGUCCGCCGGACCAGAGCAAUGGGCCUGCUCUCAGAGCUGAAGCUGGCUGUGCCCUGGGGCCACAUCGCCGCCAAAACCUGGGGCUUCCCUCAGGGCCCCCCAGUUCUCUGCCUGCACGGCUGGCUGGACAAUGCCAACUCCUUCAACAGACUCAUCCCUCUUCUCCCGCAAGACUUCCAUUAUGUUGCCAUGGAUUUUGGAGGUCAUGGGCUGUCGUCCCAUUACAGCCCAGGUUUCCCAUAUUACCACCACAACUUUGUGUGUGAGGUCCGAAGAGUCGUGGAAACCAUGAAAUGGAAUCGCUUUUCCAUCAUGGGCCACAGUUUCGGUGGCACUGUGGCUGGAAUGUUUUCCUGUAUAUUCCCUGAGAUGGUGGAUAAACUUAUCCUGCUGGACUCGGUGCCAUUUAUCGUGGACUCCAACGAAAUGGAGAACCUGGUGACCUACAAGAGGAGAGCCAUAGAGCACGUGCUGCAGGUGGAGGCCUUGCAGAAGCCCCCGAGCGUGGUCAGCCUGAAGGAGAUGAUACAGGGGUUCAUGAAGAACAGGCCCAUGAAUGAGGAUUGUGCGGAGCUCAUCCUGCAGAGAGGAACCACGAAGGUGGGCUCAGGUGUGAUGCUGAACAGAGACCGGAGGGUCGCUUCGCUGGAGAACUCCUUUGAUUUCAUCAGCAAGGAGCUGUUUGUGCACGCCAUCCAGAAGCUGCAGGCCCACGUCCUGCUUCUCAAACCAACUGAAGGAUUUUCUGACCUGAGAAGAGAGAACGACGCCAAGACAGAGGCCCUGCUCUUCAUGAUCGACAUGCUGAAAUCUGUCCUAAAAGAGCAGUUGCAGUAUGUGGAGGUCCCCGGCAGUCACUAUAUCCACAUGGAGGAGCCCCAGCAGCUGGCUGGCAUCAUCAGCUCCUUUUUGCAGAGCAAGCAUAAGACCACAGCCCAGGCCGGGCGCGGUGGCUCACGCCUGUAAUCCCAGCACUCUGGGAGGCCGAGGCGGGUAGAUCGC